This is a messenger RNA of Acinonyx jubatus (cheetah), 3332 nucleotides long. RefSeq names its product FGR proto-oncogene, Src family tyrosine kinase (gene FGR). NCBI's taxonomy places the organism in Eukaryota, Metazoa, Chordata, Mammalia, Carnivora, Felidae. The transcript is spliced from 13 exons. The record is from RefSeq and is a predicted model, not a curated record. Bases 1186 to 2769 code for a protein of 527 amino acids. Gene Ontology annotation, molecular function: ATP binding; signaling receptor binding; non-membrane spanning protein tyrosine kinase activity. Gene Ontology annotation, cellular component: extrinsic component of cytoplasmic side of plasma membrane. Gene Ontology annotation, biological process: cell differentiation; cell surface receptor protein tyrosine kinase signaling pathway; protein phosphorylation.
UUAAACAAAAAUAAAAAUGUUGUGGUAAUAUUUAUCUGGGCAUUGUCGGAAGUGGCAACCUUGUAUCUAUGUGGGGACCCAAGAGGUUGUGCGAAUUUGUGUCUCUUACAGAGAGGCGCUCUGUGUGGGUCUGUGACUGGGGAGAGGGGUCUGCAGAUCUGUGUCCCUCUGGGGGCUCCGUGCAUCUGUGCGUGCUUGCACGAUUGGCUGUAAUUAUCCGUGUCUGUGACCAGGCAACGGAGAGAGGUGGUUCAGAUGCUGGAGCCCAAUGUCAGGAUUCAUCCUGUUGUGUGACCUUGGGCCCAAACUCUCUGUGCGUCGGUUGCCUUAUCGAUAUUAGCAGUGCCUCGUGGUGGUGUUAUGAGAAUAAAACGUGGGGAUAUACGUAAAGUGUUUAACGCGGUGGCUGGCGCAUAGUGAGGGCUGUACACUCUGGGUACGCCGUUCUUGUGGGGAGGCUGUGUGUAUGGCUGUGUGCGCGUGCGUAGAUGGGUGAGGGCCGGAGGUGUGUGUACGUGGGCAGGUGGGUAUCCUUGAAGAGGUAUGUGUGGAGAAGAGCUCAGAGUCUCUGUGAGGUGCUGUGUGUAGGCGAGGUAAUGUGCGCGUCCAAGAAUGUGUCAGGAGGGCUGUGUGAAUCUGGGCGUAGGCCCCGUGUGCCAUUUGAGACGUGUGUGUGUCUUCCUGUGAGAAGACUUCCAUUCUCACCCUGCAACCUUUGUCUUCAUCUUGUCCCCAUCUGUCCCCUCAGUGCCUGAAAUCCUUUCCCUCCCUGGGCCCUGGGUGGCCUCACCCUCUGCCUAUAUUCUCUCCCCGGCCCUGAGCAGCCUUCAGUGUCCUGGAGCCGUUCAGUGGUUGCGCCCCAGGGGAGGGGUCCCGAGGUGAAGAUCCGCAGCAAUGGCUUAGUGAGCACGGGCUAUUUUAGGGCUCUUACCACAGCCCGCCUUCGCAGUUCACCAGAUGGGUGUCCCUCCCCUACACACACAGGGGAACAGUUACGGUGAAGAGUGAGAGGUGCUGGUAGGUCUAGAGUGGGGGUCGGGGCACUGAUGUGACAGAGCCAUCGGCUAGGCAGCUGGAUCUGGUGGAGCCAGGAAGCCUUCCUGGAAGAGGUCUCUGGCCCCUCCCGAGGACCAUGCCGCAGCCCCACUGACCCAGGAGUAGGGGCCUGAGGGCAGGGCACCUGGAAUGGGCUGUGUGUUCUGCAAGAAGUUGGAGCCGGGGACCAAGGAGGAUGUUGGCCUGCAAGGGGACUUCAGGGGCAGUGGGGCUGUGGACCACUAUGGCCCUGACCCUACUCAGGCCCGGCCUGUGUCCUCCUUUGUCCAUAUCCCCAACUACAACAACUUCCCCAGUCAGUCCACCAGCACCCCCUUCCUCGAUGGGGGCGUCAUCAGGGGCAUCUCAGGGGCUGGGGUGACCCUGUUCACCGCUCUGUAUGACUAUGAGGCCCGGACAGAGGAUGACCUCACCUUCACCAAGGGUGAGAAGUUCCACAUCCUGAAUAACACUGAGGGUGACUGGUGGGAAGCUCGGUCUCUCAGCUCUGGACAAACUGGCUACAUUCCCAGCAACUACGUGGCCCCUGUGGACUCCAUCCAGGCUGAAGAGUGGUACUUUGGAAAGAUCGGGAGGAAGGAUGCGGAGAGGCAGCUGCUCUCCCCGGGGAACGCCCGGGGGGCCUUCCUCGUUCGUGAGAGUGAGACUACCAAAGGUGCCUACUCCCUGUCCAUCCGAGAUUGGGAUGAGGCCAGAGGCGACCAUGUGAAGCAUUACAAAAUCCGCAAGCUGGACACGGGUGGCUAUUACAUCACCACACGGGCCCAGUUCAACUCAGUGCAGGAGCUGGUGCAGCACUACGUUGAGGUGAACGAUGGGCUAUGCCACCUGCUCACAGCGGCCUGCACCACCAUGAAGCCGCAGACAAUGGGCCUGGCCAAGGACGCCUGGGAGAUCAGCCGCAGCUCCAUCACGCUCCAGCGCCGGCUAGGCACCGGCUGCUUCGGAGACGUGUGGCUGGGCAUGUGGAAUGGCAGCACGAAGGUGGCGGUGAAGACGCUGAAGCCGGGAACCAUGUCCCCGAAGGCCUUCCUGGAGGAGGCGCAGAUCAUGAAGCUGCUGCGGCACGACAAGCUGGUGCAGCUGUACGCCGUGGUGUCGGAGGAGCCCAUCUACAUAGUGACAGAGUUCAUGUGCCACGGUAGCUUGCUGGAGUUCCUCAAGGACCAGGAGGGCCAGGAUUUGACCCUGCCCCAGUUGGUGGACAUGGCAGCGCAGGUAGCUGAGGGCAUGGCCUACAUGGAGCGCAUGAACUAUAUCCACCGCGACCUGAGGGCAGCCAACAUCCUUGUUGGGGAACGGCUGGUGUGCAAGAUCGCUGACUUCGGGCUGGCCCGUCUCAUUGAGGAUAAUGAGUACAACCCCCGGCAAGGGGCCAAGUUCCCUAUCAAGUGGACAGCCCCAGAGGCUGCUCUCUUUGGCAGAUUCACCAUCAAGUCAGAUGUGUGGUCCUUUGGGAUCCUGCUCACUGAACUCAUCAGCAAGGGCCGAGUUCCCUACCCAGGCAUGAAUAACCGGGAAGUGUUGGAACAGGUGGAGCACGGGUACCACAUGCCAUGCCCUCCGGGCUGCCCAGCGUCCCUGUACGAGGCCAUGGAGCAGACCUGGCGUCUGGACCCAGAGGAGAGGCCUACCUUCGAGUACCUGCAGUCCUUCCUUGAGGACUACUUCACCUCCACAGAACCCCAGUACCAGCCUGGGGAUCAGACAUAACCUGUUUGAGCAUCCGUCACCUUUCUAGGGUACCCACCAAUCCCUUCCAAUCCCCAGGGCUCCGGUCCCAAAGCCCCAGGCUUAGAACCCUACAGGGUCCUAGUAGGUCAGAGCAACCUGCUUGCUCUGACACCAUCGAGGCCAAUCCACUUAUUUUAAAGGUGGGGUAAAUCGAGGCUUGGAGAUCAUCCCUCACUCUGGCCCCAAGCACUGUUUCCCCCCUUCCCACUUAGACCCCUACCUCCCAACUCUCUUCCCACCUCUCCUCUAACAGAAAUGCUUAGACUUAGUCUAGUUAUUUAUAAAACUGUAUAUCCUUUCCCUCAUUUUCCUCCUAUCCCUGUUUUUUUACCCUGUAAUUCCGCCCUGAAUUCACCUCCAACUCAAUUCUCUUGUGUCUGUAUUUUGCAAAGACAGGGAAAGUCUUUCCUGCUGGGUGGACACUGUAGUCCGGGACCGGGGUCCAAGCCCAGGGUGAGGGAGAGGCUUGCUGAGGGCUCACCACCUCUCUGAAUCAUAUGUGUGUUUAUUGAUUUUGUAAAUAAGAAAAGUGAUAAUAUGAA